Messenger RNA from Camelina sativa (false flax), 473 nucleotides. NCBI's taxonomy places the organism in Eukaryota, Viridiplantae, Streptophyta, Magnoliopsida, Brassicales, Brassicaceae. The record is from RefSeq and is a predicted model, not a curated record.
CCAAAACCACAACGAACCCGUCUUCACUCUCUCCUCACUCCUAUAGCCACCCACAAGAAGGACAUUACAAAGAACCUCCCAAAGAAUCCCCAAUUCACUCCCGAGGGAAUGCCGAUAAUAAACCGGAGCAAGCUGACACAAACGACUAUGAUAAAGCAAAUCUUGAAGAGGUGUGCGAGUUUGGGGAAAAAACAGAGCAGUGAGUAUAACGAAGAAAAUGAACAUGAUGGAGACUCUCUUCCUCAGGAUGUUCCCAAAGGUCACUUCGUUGUCUACGUAGGAGGGAAUCGGGUCAGGUACGUCUUACCCAUUUCGUUUUUGACCCGAGCCGAGUUUCAACUUCUUCUACAACAAGCUGAGGAAGAGUUUGGUUUCGAUCACAACAUGGGUCUCACUAUCCCUUGUGAGGAAGUAGCUUUCAAAUCUCUCAUCAUUUCUAUGCUUCAAUCAACAUAUAUUUAGGGUUUUUAUUU